AUGGUAGCUGUGUGUGUGUUGGUUCUUAGGUAUCAGCCAGACACAGUAGGCCUCAUCAAAGAAAAUAGCUCGGAAACAAGCUUGAGUUCGCAUUUGGCGGAGAAAAACAUUUCCAAGGAAGAUACUCCGCUGUUAGGAGUGCUCUUACGAGAUGCCCGCAAGCCAUCGCGUAAAACGGCUUUGUUAGCGCUAAUUGCCACAGUUGUUAGCUGCAUUGGUUUUGCAGGUGUUUGCGCGCUGAUUAUUUGGGCUUCGCAUGACUUGUUACAGGCGAGGUGGUGGGCCAUUUUAAUGAUGGUUCUAGUAGGCGCGGCAGCUAUUGGCUCCAUGGUUGUGCUCCUUUUGUUACCCCAGAAUAAGACGCCCCUACCGUUUAAGGUCCCAUUCGUUCCUCUGCUGCCUCUCCUCUCAGUGUUCAUCAACUUAUUCCUGAUUUUGAAGCUCUCUUAUUUGACCUGGAUACGAUUUGCUGUUUGGAUGGUGAUUGGUGAGUACUUUGAUCGUUAAAACAAUGACUUUUGCCUAUAUUAUUGUUGUAGGGUAGGGGGUAGAUUAGGUUAGAUUAGUCGAAGAGGGUGUAGAAAGGUACAAAAAGGAGCGAGUUUAACAGGACCAGGUUGUCAAAAGCGUUCAAAGCUUAGGCAACAGUAUGGAAAAGACUGUCAUAAUAUACGCAAAAUAAAAACGCGAAUUCAGUUUUCUUCGUUAUGUCGGUAACAAUAAGCUACUUUGGUUUUGCAACGCAUGAGUCAGUCGAUACUUCUAUUGUCUUCAGUUGCGAGUGGCGUUUGCAGUUGUAAUUUCAUUGUGCACCAAGAGUUGAACUGCACUCCGUGAGUUUUAUGGGACGGGGAAUUUAAUGGCAAUUGAGGGGACAGGUGAGGAGUAACAGCCCCGGAAUCAGCGAAUUCCAGAGCUGCGCCCUCCUAAAAACGCCGGUACUGCAUGAUAUAUUGCUGUUUUUGAAAGGACAACUUGUGUAAACCUUUUUCUCUGUUUUUCUAGGCUUGUCUAUUUACCUGUUUUAUGGUCUACGACACAGC
Molecule: messenger RNA, 1043 nt
Organism: Porites evermanni
Lineage: Eukaryota; Metazoa; Cnidaria; Anthozoa; Scleractinia; Poritidae
Source: the annotation of a GenBank genome assembly